Drosophila novamexicana is the source of this 7332-nucleotide messenger RNA. It is a transcript of the gene slo, whose product is annotated as calcium-activated potassium channel slowpoke. Gene Ontology annotation, cellular component: postsynaptic membrane. The record is from RefSeq and is a predicted model, not a curated record. NCBI's taxonomy places the organism in Eukaryota, Metazoa, Arthropoda, Insecta, Diptera, Drosophilidae. Gene Ontology annotation, biological process: transmembrane transport; potassium ion transport. Gene Ontology annotation, molecular function: large conductance calcium-activated potassium channel activity. Bases 606 to 4343 code for a protein of 1245 amino acids. The transcript has 27 exons.
UCGCUCGUUGCCUCCUUUUUGUUUGCUGCUGGCCUUAAUCGCAGUGAUUCAUUGAGUGCGUUGGCCCCAGUUGCUAAUUAUUAAAAAAAGCGUGCAAAAUUCUGUCGGCCAUCAAAUAAUAAUAAAAGACCGUGUACUAGUUGAGUGAAUGUUAAGCUAAUGUGAGUCGAUCAGAUACUUACAUAUGUAUCUAGCAGUCGGUGUAUCUACGUCUGUGCUCGUACUCGUAUGUUAAAUGUCGCACGGCCAAAGCUGACAUCUUAAGCAAAUUGUAGCCGCGUUCUUUGCUCAUGUGUGGUGUCCAUCUCUGUGCGUGUGUCGCAUACUACAUUGCGAGACAACUUUAAAAAUAAAAGAAAGAUUUGUUUGUUGCUAUUUUUAAAGGCGUGCCAAGUUUUCUGCCGUUUUUCGCCGUUAUUGCCGCAGUCGCGUCUGUUGGCUCUUUAGUGGCGUCAUUGGCCACUUGGCCAUGCCCAAAGUGGCCAGGGCCUAUAUGCACUUGAAAGCCCAGAGUACCUCGACCAAACCAUAAUCACAAUAUCAUACAAAUUGUACAUAUUUAUAUAGUGUAUAUAGUGCAGUGCGUCGCAAUGUAAGCAACUGAAAUGGCAAGCGGGUUGAUCGGCACAAAUAUCAGUGUAUUGACAAAUGGGAUGUCGGGGUGUGAUCAAAGCACUGUCGAAUCAUUGGCCGAUGAUCCAACAGAUUCACCAUUCGAUGCCGAUGAUUGUCUCAAAGUUCGCAAAUAUUGGUGUUUUCUGCUAUCCAGCAUAUUCACAUUCCUUGCUGGCCUGCUCAUUGUGCUGCUAUGGCGUGCGUUUGCAUUCAUCUGCUGCCGCAAGGAGCCGGACCUGGGACCCAACGAUCCCAAGCAAAAGGAGCAGAAGGCGUCACGUAACAAACAGGAGUUCGAGGGAACAUUUAUGACAGAAGCAAAAGACUGGGCUGGAGAGCUUAUCUCGGGUCAAACAACAACUGGUCGAAUUUUGGUCGUACUCGUAUUUAUACUCAGCAUUGCAUCUCUCAUUAUAUACUUUGUUGAUGCAUCAAGCGAAGAAGUCGAAAGAUGCCAAAAAUGGAGUAAUAACAUUACUCAACAGAUCGAUCUCGCAUUCAAUAUAUUUUUUAUGGUUUACUUUUUUAUACGAUUCAUAGCGGCGUCCGAUAAGCUUUGGUUUAUGUUAGAAAUGUACAGUUUUGUAGAUUAUUUUACAAUACCCCCGUCCUUCGUAUCAAUAUAUUUAGAUCGAACAUGGAUCGGUCUUCGAUUUCUUCGAGCGCUACGCCUCAUGACUGUUCCAGAUAUUUUACAAUAUUUAAACGUACUAAAAACAUCGAGCUCAAUACGCUUGGCUCAACUAGUAUCAAUUUUUAUAUCCGUGUGGUUAACAGCAGCGGGCAUUAUACAUCUGCUGGAGAACUCUGGCGAUCCGCUGGAUUUUAAUAAUGCUCAUCGUUUAUCCUAUUGGACCUGUGUCUAUUUCCUAAUUGUGACCAUGUCAACGGUAGGAUAUGGUGACGUUUACUGUGAGACUGUCUUGGGAAGAACAUUUCUCGUGUUCUUUCUGCUCGUCGGCUUGGCAAUGUUUGCCAGCAGUAUACCGGAAAUAAUUGAACUCGUUGGUAGUGGCAAUAAAUAUGGCGGUGAACUGAAAAGAGAACACGGAAAGAGACAUAUUGUGGUAUGCGGUCAUAUAACAUACGAGUCCGUGUCGCAUUUCCUGAAGGACUUUCUGCACGAAGAUCGUGAGGAUGUCGAUGUCGAAGUAGUCUUUUUACAUCGUAAACCACCCGAUUUGGAACUUGAGGGUUUGUUCAAACGUCAUUUUACCACCGUGGAGUUCUUCCAAGGAACCAUUAUGAAUCCGAUCGAUCUGCAAAGGGUUAAGGUGCAUGAAGCCGAUGCCUGCCUGGUGCUAGCUAACAAAUAUUGCCAAGAUCCCGACGCAGAAGAUGCUGCCAACAUAAUGAGAGUUAUCUCUAUUAAGAACUACAGCGAUGAUAUUCGUGUCAUCAUCCAGCUAAUGCAGUACCAUAAUAAGGCGUACUUGCUGAACAUACCUUCGUGGGACUGGAAGCAGGGCGAUGAUGUCAUUUGCUUGGCCGAGCUGAAGUUGGGUUUUAUAGCGCAGAGCUGUUUGGCACCUGGCUUUUCGACAAUGAUGGCAAAUUUGUUUGCCAUGCGUUCCUUUAAAACGUCGCCAGAAAUGCAAUCUUGGACAAAUGAUUACCUGCGCGGCACUGGCAUGGAAAUGUACACAGAAACAUUGAGUCCCACAUUUAUUGGAAUACCAUUUGCUCAGGCCACUGAAUUGUGCUUCUCCAAGCUGAAGCUCCUGCUGCUUGCCAUUGAAAUCAAAGGCGCUGAAGAGGGUGCCGACAGCAAAAUUUCCAUAAAUCCGCGUGGUGCCAAAAUACAGGCAAAUACGCAGGGUUUCUUCAUAGCACAAAGUGCUGAUGAGGUCAAGCGUGCAUGGUUCUAUUGCAAAGCCUGUCAUGAGGACAUCAAAGAUGAGACGCUCAUUAAGAAGUGCAAAUGCAAAAACUUGACUGUUCAGCCCAGGAGCAAAUUUGAAGACUUAGAUGUGGGCAUGAUUAUGAUGCAGACAGGGAUGGUCAACCAAGGGAUCACAUCAGUGAUGAAUACAAUGGAGGAUGAACACCAUCCUGCACCCACAUUUACGCCUCCAGAGCUUCCCAAGCGGGUGCAUGUGCGUGGAUCUGUAUCGGGUGACAUUACACGUGACAGAGAAGAUACAAAUCUUCUCAAUCGGAAUGUGCGACGCCCGAACGGCACUGGCAACGGUACAGGUGGCAUGCAUCACAUGAACAACACCGCCGCUGCCGCAGCGGCCGCUGCAGCUGCGGGGAAACAGGUGAACAAGGUAAAACCCACGGUGAACGUGAGCCGCCAAGUGGAGGGCCAGGUUAUAUCGCCAUCGCAGUAUAACAGGCCACCAGAAAAUGAUGCUAACCCUUAUGCGGGCUAUCAACUUGCUUACGAAGUUAAAAAGCUCAUGCCAACGAGUCGCAGCUCCGGCACUGGGACACAAAAUCAAAAUGGUGGCGUCUCUUUGCCAGCCGGCAUAGCAGACGAUCAGUCGAAGGACUUUGAUUUUGAGAAGACGGAGAUGAAGUACGACUCAACAGGCAUGUUUCACUGGAGUCCGGCGAAGAGCUUAGAAGACUGCAUAUUGGAUCGCAAUCAGGCGGCCAUGACAGUACUAAAUGGCCAUGUGGUUGUUUGCCUGUUCGCCGAUCCGGACUCACCGCUAAUUGGGCUACGGAAUCUAGUGAUGCCGUUACGCGCAUCUAAUUUCCAUUACCAUGAGCUCAAGCAUGUGGUAAUUGUUGGCUCCGUGGACUAUAUCCGACGCGAGUGGAAAAUGCUACAGAAUCUGCCUAAGAUUUCGGUGCUUAAUGGAUCGCCGCUCAGUCGUGCCGAUCUGCGGGCGGUUAACGUCAACCUGUGUGAUAUGUGCUGCAUAUUGUCUGCAAAAGUUCCUAGUAACGACGAUCCCACACUGGCCGACAAGGAGGCCAUCCUGGCCUCGCUUAACAUUAAGGCCAUGACCUUUGACGACACGAUUGGCGUGCUUAGCCAACGCGGACCGGAGUUCGACAAUCUGAGCGCGACCGCUGGCAGUCCCAUUGUGCUGCAGCGGCGCGGCUCAGUGUAUGGCGCCAAUGUGCCCAUGAUAACAGAACUGGUCAAUGAUAGUAACGUGCAGUUUCUCGAUCAAGACGACGAUGACGAUCCAGACACAGAACUAUAUCUCACGCAGCCGUUCGCCUGUGGUACUGCGUUCGCUGUGAGUGUGUUAGACUCGCUGAUGUCCACGACAUACUUCAAUCAAAAUGCCUUAACGCUGAUCCGAUCGCUGAUAACAGGCGGCGCCACGCCCGAAUUGGAACUAAUCUUGGCGGAGGGUGCCGGCCUGCGCGGAGGAUACAGUACCGUCGACAGUCUGAGCAACCGAGACAGAUGUCGUGUGGGCCAAAUCUCAUUGUAUGAUGGACCGUUGGCGCAGUUUGGGGAAUGCGGAAAGUAUGGGGAUUUGUUCGUUGCUGCUCUCAAGUCGUACGGGAUGUUGUGCAUAGGACUCUAUCGGUUUAGGGAUACUAGCUCUAGCUGUGAUGCGAGCAGCAAACGUUAUGUAAUAACUAACCCACCCGACGACUUCUCAUUACUGCCAACAGAUCAGGUAUUCGUUUUAAUGCAAUUCGAUCCGGGCCUGGAGUAUAAGCCGCCCGCAGUGCGUGCGCCUGCUGGCGGUCGCGGCACCAACACACAAGGGUCCGGAGUCGGUGGGGGCGGCUCCAAUAAGGAUGAUAACUCUUGAUUGUUACUGUGUAGCGCCUUAACUGAUGGUCCUUAUUCGUACAUUUGAACGAUGGAGAAGUUAAUUGUGUACAGAGCAUCGCAUUUAUGGCAUAAAUAUUGGCAUAAGAUCUGGUUAAAAUUGCGCACCAAGAAGUAAAUACAAGUAUAGGCAUUGGCAUUAGCUAUAGGUAUAGGUCUGUAACACCACAGACGCGUACUAUAUACUAUAAAAGUACCUGUAUAUACUGUGUACCUAGGGAAAUGUAACAAAAUCAAAAGUUAGGCCAAUUGGCGUAAGUAACAAUACUUAAAAAUUUAAAUGCGUACGUGCCCGUAAAUGCGUUACUCUGUACUUUUAUAUUUGUAGAGACACCGUGCAGAGUAUUUUGUCCAUCCUGUUUAACAAUCAAGGAUAGCCACACACCACAAACGACCAACGGUGGGCAGUGUUAGAUGUCUCUACAAGCAUAAAAGCCACAUAUUCAUUAAAGAAAGAACAACUUCUUUGAUAUCCAUCGUUCAAUUGUCAGCUGAUUGCUUCCCACACCAUUCCGUAUGCCUUUUAGAACCUUGAAAUUAACAAUUUACCUAUAAUUUUGUAUCUAUCCGAAGUUUUAUUACACUUAGUUUUUUAAUUACUGUUCAAUUCCUCUUGUAAUUAUUUAAAAUUUUAAUUAUUUAUUUUUGUUUUUCAUUAUUUCACUCUGUUCCAAAUAAAAAUAUUUUUAAAACAAUCCGUUUUAUAAUUUGCUAUUUUGAUAUACUCCUUAUCUUGACGCAACAAUCAUUAGUUAUUAUACUAUGGGUAUGUAUAUUUAUUAUGAACAUUUCCUUCAUUCAUUUAGUACAAUUGUUGCAUUAUCAUUAUUGGUAUUAUUAAUUCAAAUCUUAUUUCAUAUUAUGUUCAAAUUAUGAGUUCAAUUCAUGGCGCUAUCAUCGCAUUACAAAUAUCCAACGAUUCGAAAAGAAAAUUCAUCUCAAUGGUGUGACGUAAGCAAUUGGGAACCAUUAGUGAGGUAAGCUACACAUUAAACAAAGAAAAACAAGCGAAAACCCUUUGCUGAUAUUAGUGAAAAUACAAUGCAAGCUAACAUUAUGAAAUAUGUGCAUCUUUUAAAUCUGAAUAGCAUAAGGCUUGCAAUUCGAAGUAUUUUUUACAAAAACAAGAACAAGGCAAAAAGUAUCCAUUACAAACACUUUACAUACUGUGUAUAUUUAGAUGCAAUAUUGCAACUGUAUUUAAGAUACAAAUACUUACAUACGUAUAUACAAAAAGUGAAAAGCUAGAUAUAUGUCUUAGCAGCAACUGCAACAACAACAACUAUGCUACAGCUAACUUAUGAAUGUCUACAUAUGUUGUACAGACACAGAAAUUAAAAGGAAACAAACAAAAAAAAAACAACUGUAAAACAAAUUCCAUAAAUGCUUGGCCGCCACUUACAUUUUGCGUAUGUGGACAAUGGGAGAUGAGCCUAAACCGAAAUCCAAAGUUGUGUCAGCAUUCAAGUUCAAAAACUGCAUUUAGAUGUUUCUGAGCAUGCGCAAAAACGAUUUAUACGAACGUAUUAUAUUAAUUUAACUAUAAUGUUCUCAAAACAAACAAAAUUCCUAGCGAUAUUUAAUUGAAACAAUUAUCGAGUAUCUCGACUAUCUAUGGGAAUAAUGCAGAAAAUAGUAAGAAUAGACUAAAUUCGAAAUUUUAUAAAACCAAAAACCAAAACAGAAAAAUAGUAAAUCAACGGUUGUUCCAUCAAAAGAUACAAAUCGCAUAAAUAAAGCAUCAUUUAAGUCAUUUUCAAAUGACAUUACAAUCCAUUAGAUAUUUCAGUAUAUUCGACUUGAGAUUGUUAUUUAUUUGCUCAUAUCUGUUCGUGUGGUAAUUGAAGAAGUGUCAUAUGUAUUAUAUACGCAUACAAACAAAUUUUCAAUAAUAUUUCCUAACCAGAACGGUUCAAUAAAAUCAAUUCAAGGCUAUUCCACAUAAACUCUGCUGUUAUCCAUGCAAAACACUUCAAGCAUAAAUAUUAAGAGUAAGUAGCGCAUUGACAUUAUUAUAAAUCAGUAGAAACACGUACAUACAUAAAUACUUGUAUUCAUCACGGUAUGAAAGUAGCUGAAGACAUACAUAUAUAGAUAGAUAGAUGUAACUAUCUAUAGCGAGCAGUUGACAAAAUGUAGCUAGUAAUAUUUUUAGUGUAUGCAACGAUGUAUGCGCUUUUUACGUGCGUGCCUAUUGCGAUUUACGAGCAGCAGCUGUGGUGUUCUAAACAAAUUUUUUUAGAUAAAACAAAUCGAAUGCAGACCGAAAGAUGUCCUUUUAGUCCACCGUUUCUCGAGUUGUCUUAAACCCUUCUUUAGACUUUCACGCGCUUGCGCUUGAGCCGCUAAUAAAACGCUCCGAUUUUUUUGUACAUAUAAUGUAAAUAAUAAAGCUACCUACUUACAAUUAUGUAGGUCAGAUAAUGUAAAAAUGUCGUUAGAUCACUUCACUUCGGCUAUUUGUAUUCAUGUUUCUGUUCAUAGAGUUUUCGGUAUAUGGAUUUGUUCAAAUGAUAAACACUGCCAAAGCGUAUAGAAAUCACUCUAAAUUAAACCACAAAAUGCAGAAGCUUAGUUCAGUUUUGUUUUCGCCAUUUUAAUAUAGACUAAACGAAUAUUCAUCAUAUAAUAUUCGUUUAAAACAUUUACAUUUUGUGAAUUAAAUUUAGCUUAUUAAUAUAACAGUUAAUCGAAUUCGAGCUUUUAAUAAUAUGAAACAAAACAAACAAAUACCAACUUAAGUCAAUUUAAGUUGAAAGAAGGAAUAUAGUUAAGAUUGGUUUUGGUUCAUUGCGUUUUGAUAAAAAAGAAUGUAGCCUUAGGUCUAGACAAAAAAUUUAACGAAAAUCUAACAUUGUGAAUAUUAAGUAUGCGCCUUCAAAGUAACGUUACGUAUGUAAAAGUAUGCAUGUACCUACUUAUGUAUGUAUGUAAUGGCUUAAAACCAAAAAGAAAAACAUAUAGAUAAC